This is a messenger RNA of Opisthorchis viverrini, 1404 nucleotides long. RefSeq lists its product as hypothetical. NCBI's taxonomy places the organism in Eukaryota, Metazoa, Platyhelminthes, Trematoda, Opisthorchiida, Opisthorchiidae. The transcript has 4 exons. Bases 288 to 953 code for a protein of 221 amino acids. The record is from RefSeq and is a predicted model, not a curated record.
GCUGUCACUAUUCAAAAGUUAUGGCGUGGUCACCUUGCCCGUCGCCAGUAUAGAAAAGAACUGGAAGCUGCCGUGGACGAGAUGCGUACUGGAACCUAUAACAGGUGUGCUACACAAGUAAGAGACAGAAAUACGAAAAAAACGCUGUGGCUUAGAUUCAAAGUGCUUGGAGAGGAUACCGAAGUCGAAGAUGCCGUUUUAACUUCUAUGCGCGAAAGGCCUAUUUGCACACCGUGAGAUUAAACGGAUCCUUCGUAAGAGAGCAACUAGUUGCCUAUGAAGACGAAAUGAACAGGAAGCAAGUUGUGGAAAAGGAAGCAAAAGAACGGGAACAACUUUUGGAGUGGGCGAAAUCUCAUCAUUUUUGUCUGUCGACUAAAGCACAACCAGGAGUGUACAACAUUACCGGAAAGAAGGGGUCAAAACUUAGUGACGAACUGUUGCUAGCCGCUCGUCCGGAAAUUAUCAGAGAAAAAAUCGGUAGAAAACCAGUUUCGUGUGGACUGGAAAACACGAGAACAGCUGUUCAAGACAAGGAGACCGCGGUGGUUAAACCGAAGAUUCAAGGUCCCUUCAAGUCACCCGAAGAAAUACUGAAGUGGAAGUCCGCCCCAAUCAUUUCAUCUCUCAUGGUUGAAACGGAUUAUUUCGCAAUGAAAAAAGCUCUUGAAUUGUCAAGGUUGGAAGAGUGGGCUGCAAGAGUGCAUGAUGAGCCCUUUCGCUCCGGAUGUGCCCCACCGCUACCUUACGUGAAAUUACUCCGCACCGCCGGCGAAUACGGGGCGAUCGAUUAUGGCACAAAACACUUCCGCGCCUAUGAGGAUUCACGCAACCCGUCAUCAGGAUCGGUUGCAAAAGAAACGGAGAAACCUCGGUUUCAGACCGUUGUACGACCAGUCGACCUGUUUGAAAGGCUGGGUCGUGGGCACACUCAAAAUUUUGUUCGGAUCUGAAGACCCAAAAAGUUUUGUCUUCCGCUGAAUCAUUUUGCGUUCAUUUUUGCUUUCGACUAAUAUUUUUCAUACCAGUCUGUUUCUUCCGCUUAUUGAUGCAAAACUUGGAAUCGAGAAAUUGAACAAAAUCGCCGGAACAGGAUUUACUUACCGCUGAUUUUCAAUGAACUGAUUGUACAGAAUUCAUGUCUCUGGAUGAGCCUUGUCAUUAGAAAAUGAAUGUUGCAUACAGUGGGUCGGAGUCAGAUGUCUACCUUAUUCUGGCGGUGAAUGCAUUAAUCUGGCUCACAGUGAAACUCUUGUUGGACGGGAUGUUUCCUGAUUGAAGACCACUACGGAUCGUGUACGGCACCUAAAUUGCGUUUUCCAGACAAAAGCCAAUUUUUAUAGGGAUAUUUCCAACUUUGUUUGUACCUCGGACAUUUUUCGACCAAAAGUACAUCAUUUCUUC